Messenger RNA from Glarea lozoyensis ATCC 20868, 1692 nucleotides. RefSeq names its product Amidase signature (AS) enzyme. The record is from RefSeq and is a predicted model, not a curated record. NCBI's taxonomy places the organism in Eukaryota, Fungi, Ascomycota, Leotiomycetes, Helotiales, Helotiaceae. The transcript is spliced from 6 exons. The coding region runs from base 1 to 1692 and encodes 563 amino acids.
AUGGCAGCAACAGUCACAAUCAAAUCCGGUGCUUCCUGGCAAGAGGUUGCCGAAGAUAGGCAAAAAUACCGCGAUGCCACUCUUGCUAAGGUGGAGCCAGCUCUUGGGAAACUUAAAGAUAUCCCACGAAAUACACUACCAAUCGCAAAAGAACUACUGACGGCUGAGGAAGUCAAAAUCACAGAAAGCACCGUAGAGGAACUGGCCAAGCAAAUAGGUGACAGCGACAUAAGCUCAGUGGACGUGGUUAAGGCUUUUCUUCGCCGAGCAGUACUAGCACAAACAUUGACAAAUUGUGUGACCGAGGUCCUUCCUGAUCAAGCCAUCGAAAGAGCAAAGUAUCUCGAUGAAUACCUGGCUAAAAACGGUAAACCAAUUGGGCCUCUACACGGAAUUCCAAUAAGUGUGAAGGAACAUAUUGGUAUGAAGGGAUUAGAUCACAAUGCCGGUUUCGUCGGCUGGGUAGGAGGGGUCGCAGAUGACGAUGCUUUAAUACUGAAAAUUCUGCGGGCAGCUGGUGCAGUCUUCUAUGUUAGGACCACUCAACCUCAAUGUUUGAUGCAUUUAGAGACGAGCAGCAACUUAUAUGGAACCACGACAAAUCCUUUUAACACAACUUUGACGCCUGGAGGGUCGUCUGGUGGUGAGGGUGCACUGGUUGGUUUCAGGGCAUCACUGCUGGGUAUUGGUACGGAUAUUGGGGGUUCGAUUAGAGGUCCAGCUGCAAAUUGUGGUGUUUAUGGGUUGAAACCAACCACAAAGAGACUGCCAGUUUCAGGUCUGAAAGCAGUGGGCGGCGGGCAAGAACAAAUCGUACCGACCAUCGGACCUCUUUCUACGAGUCUGGAAGGACUCAAGAUUUUUACCAAGACUUUGAUUGAUGCUAAACCGUGGUUGCGCGAACCUGGCUUAUUACCGUUCCCUUGGAAAGAGGAGGACUUCUUCAACGGUAGGAAAAUAAAGGUAGCGGUGAUCUGGGAUGACGGUGUGGUUAAACCGCAGCCUCCUGUUACGAGAGCUCUCAAGGAAGUCGUGGAUAAAUUAGCAUCUAGUGACAAAUUUGAAGUCGUUGAUUGGAAGCCAUAUCAACAUGAUAGAGCUUGGGAGAUCAUCGCGAACCUCUAUUUCUGCGAUGGUGGGAAAGAGAAUGACGAAGCGCUUGCGAGCUCGAACGAACCGUGGUUGCCAUUAUCUACUCACAUCGCCAAAAAUAAACACGUUGAACACCACACCAUCACCUCACUGUACAAGGCAGUCAUGGGACGGGACGCCUACCGUCAAGAGUACGCCAAUCUAUGGAACAGUACGGCUACAUCUGUUACACAAGAUGGAACACCGGAAGGCAUGGUGGAUGUAAUUUUGUGUCCAGUCGGGCCCGGUUCAGCUCCAAAGAUAGAAACAGCGAAGUGGUGGGGUUAUACAAGUCAAUGGAAUCUGCUUGAUUACCCAGGACUCGUUUUCCCUGUAGAUAAGGUUGAUGUCUCAAAGGACUCAGUAGACAUGAAUCACGAGCCCAGAAAUGAGAGGGAUGAAGAAAACGUUGCUUUAUGGAAAGAACAUGGUGCGGAAGGUUAUAAAGAUGCUCCCGUUAGCUUGCAACUUGUUGGUCGCAGGUAUGAGGACGAGAAGCUUAUACAGGCAUUGGAGAUUAUUCAAGCAGAGACCGGCUUGCCAUUUGCAUCAUAUACAUGA